This is a messenger RNA of Linum tenue, 1573 nucleotides long. The record is from the annotation of a GenBank genome assembly. Lineage: Eukaryota; Viridiplantae; Streptophyta; Magnoliopsida; Malpighiales; Linaceae.
AGCUAGCAAACCAAUAUCCAGCCAGGCCAAGUGCUGCUUCCGAUAGGUCUUUAAUUCUCCACUCAUCGGCCGAUUGCCCAAUUUCCACAAUGCAUUAAUUCCCCCAGAAAACCCUAAUCCCCCAAUUCUAUCCAUCCCUCAAAGAUUCCCGCUUUUCUGACUCCGUGGGCGACGCCUCCACUCUCCCUCUGCCCAUCUACUUCUUUCGGCUCGAUUGGAUCUGGGUCCGUCUCGUUUUUACUGACACCCCGCUCAGUUCCUUUGAUCCGUCGGAGAAGGAAAGUUCGAGUCUUUUCGCCUUCGUCCUUGGGCCUCUCUUGAUCCCUGCAACUUAUUAUUUUUCCAAUUUAGGGUUGCAAUCUGAAUUUACUGGGGUUCAGAGGGUUUGGUUGGCGACUUGGGGCAGCUCUGUGUUUGACUUCUCUUUUACUGGGGUUCGUGGCUUUUGUUUGGUGUUCUCUUUGCACUCCGUUGAUUUGCUCUGCUAAAUUAUUCUGAUUGGAGAAGCAGGGCGGGAGGUUUUGGGUGGGAAUAAAAAGGCGGGGGGAUUGGGAGCAGCCAAUGCUAUAUAUUCUGGAUUGGCAUUCAGAUAAUUUUUCGGUGUGUUCUUUUGCUGUGCCGAAAAGUUUGAAGCUUUAGCUUUACCAAUGUCGUUGGCAGGGGAAGAUAUCUACCUCUCGACUUCUCUCGCCAGUUAUCUUGAUAAAAAGCUUCUCGUGCUCCUGCGAGAUGGCCGGAAACUUAUGGGAAUACUUCGCUCUUUCGAUCAAUUCGCAAAUGCUGUUCUUGAGGGUGCAUGCGAAAGAGUAAUUGUUGGGGAACUUUACUGUGACAUUCCAUUAGGUCUCUAUGUAAUUCGAGGCGAGAAUGUUGUUUUAAUUGGAGAAUUGGAUUUGGAAAGGGAGGAGCUUCCUCCGCAAAUGACUUGUGUUUCAGCCGCAGAAAUUAGGAGGGCGCAGAAAGCAGAAAGGGAAGCAUCGGAUUUGAAGGGCACAAUGCGAAAGAGAAUGGAGUUUCUCGAUCUGGAUUAGCAGCAGGGAGCAGUUAGAAUGAAAGGUGGCUCGUAAAACAUAAGUCUGAGAACCAGCUAAUAUGGUCUGCACGUAUUUUAUAGCGGUCCAUGGGUGGUUUUGAAUGUAGGUGUGGUGGUCGUAUUUGUUAGAUCGGUCUUUUUCUACUCUGCUCUGCUCUGCUCUGCUCUUCUUUUUGUCUUAUCAUCUUAAGGGAGUUUCGAUUGUAACAUUUGUUCAGAACCUUUGUAUCCACAAAUUUGACCCCAAGUGUUUUCUUCUUCUCCUUUCGGUUUCAUGCAGCUUCCUUCUCUUCCCAUUUUGUUGGAGCAUAAAACAACUCUGGGGCCCUUUUCCAAAUAAUCUGCAGGUGAAUGUUGGGGAGAUGGGCGUUACCAUUUGUAAGCUAUGCUUUGCUGUGUGUAAUUGUUGGGCCUUUCUAAAAGUCGGGCUAGCUCCGAGUGAAAAGUGAACCAAAGUCGCUUUUCUAAACACAACAAAAGUUGUGGUAGUUGGUGCUUUCCCCCUCUUAGAAAUGGUAGUUCAUUAUUUCUUGAGAAUCC